Molecule: messenger RNA, 1272 nt
Organism: Nematolebias whitei (Rio pearlfish)
Lineage: Eukaryota; Metazoa; Chordata; Actinopteri; Cyprinodontiformes; Rivulidae
Product: ceramide synthase 2
Exons: 11
Coding region: 73-1272 (399 amino acids)
Biological process (GO): ceramide biosynthetic process; regulation of DNA-templated transcription
Cellular component (GO): membrane
Molecular function (GO): DNA-binding transcription factor activity, RNA polymerase II-specific; DNA binding; sphingosine N-acyltransferase activity
Source: RefSeq, a predicted model, not a curated record
CUCCCCCUUUUUCUCCUCUGAUUAACCGCAGGUUGUUUUCCAUCCUUAACACAAGACAAGAGCUCGAACAGGAUGGAGGCCCUGUUAAACGAGUGGCUGUGGCAGGAACAGUACUGGCUUCCUCCUGGUAUUGGCUGGCAGGACACAGAGAUGACGGAAGAUGAGGGACACUUUCCUCUACCUAGGGAUCUCAUCUACGCCUUGCCACUGGCUUUUGCCUUUAUAGUCCUCAGAUAUGUAUUUGAAAGGUGGGUUGCAGUUCCUUUAAGCAGAUAUUUAGGUGUGAAGGAUCGGAUACGGAUUCGAGUCCCAUCUGUCCCAAAAUUGGAGGCCUUCUACAAACAAAGCAGUCGACAACCAUCACAAACUCAAGUGGUGAGCUUGGUGAAGCAGUGCGGUCUCUCCCAAAGGAAGAUCCAGACCUGGUUCCGGCACAGAAGGAACCAGGACCGACCCAGCAACACAAAAAAGUUCAGCGAGGCAUCCUGGAGGUUUGUGUUCUACCUAAUAGCAUUUGCAGCAGGACUCAGCUCACUAAUUAAUACUUCAUGGUUCUGGGAUCACAGAGAGUGCUGGAGGGGUUAUCCCAAACAGCCCGUGACAGAUGCUCAUUACUGGUACUACAUGCUGGAGAUGGGUUUCUAUCUGUCCCUGCUUCUGAGUGUUUCUGUGGAUGUCAAACGAAAGGAUUUCAAGGAGCAGGUGGUUCAUCAUAUCGCCACCUUAUUUCUCAUCGCUUUCUCCUACUGCGCCAACUAUGUGAGGGUUGGCUUGUUGGUGAUGCUGGUGCACGAUUCUUCUGACUUCCUCCUCGAGUCUGCCAAGAUGUUUCACUAUGCAGUGUGGACGAGGACGUGUGAUUCACUGUUUGUCGUCUUUGCCGUCGUCUUCCUGAUUACAAGACUGGUGGUGUUUCCUUGCAGAAUUAUCCACACAACCAUGGUGCUGUCUCUUGAGUUCUACCAGCCAUUUUUUGGGUAUUAUUUCUUCAACAUUCUGCUCUUGGUGCUCCAAGCGCUGCACAUCUUCUGGGCCUACCUUAUUGUGAGGAUGGUCCGCAAGUUUGUCUUCAAGGGCAAGGUUGAGGGAGAUGAACGCAGUGAUGCAGACAGUGAAGACGACAAUGACAAGGAGGUGGAGGAGGAACCAGAGGAUGAAGGAAAUGAAUGCAACUGGGAGCAAAGGCAAAAGACAUCGCUGGCUAGCAACUGUGUCCUGAACAACCUGACCAAUCAGGGGAGUGUAACCAGCAGGCUGCCGAAAGCCAGAUAG